CCGUUCCAGAAUAAGUAUAGGUCUUUUCAUCUCUCGUACGUUCCUCUUAUAAGGCACUGCGGUCUUUUCAAACGUUUAUCGCUGUUACUCACAUUUCUCCCACCCUCCCACUUCUUUCUAUCCCACCAUGGCUCUCAAAUUCCACUCCGUAGAGGAGAUCACCAAGAUUCACACCAGGUUGACGGAGACCUUCCAAUCAGGAGUCACUGUCCCGCUUGCCUACCGUCGUAAACAAUUAUUGCAGCUUGCCCGCCUCGUCCAGGAAAAUGCUGAGGCUAUCAUGGGAUCCCUGAAAGCCGAUUUGGGACGGCACAGACUGGAGGCCGCCUUGCCAGAAGUCGGUCCUAUGGUCGCUGGUGCUCUUCUCUCUGCCCAAAAACUCGAGGAAUGGACGAAACCUGAGAAACCCGAGGUCGAGGAAUGGCGUAGCUCUUGGGAUACGACCAUCUACAAAGCUCCCAAGGGAGUUGUCGUUAACAUCACCCCCUGGAAUUACCCCUGGGUCAUUUCGAUAUUGCCCCUCGCUGGUGCCAUCGCCGCCGGCUGCACAUGCGUGAUCAAACCAUCAGAGCAUUCUCCCAACGUCUCCCAAUUAAUGGCUGACCUCGUUGCUCGCUACCUCGACCCAAACGCCUAUGCCGUCAUCUUGGGUGCUAUUCCCGAGACAACCCACAUCCUCUCCCUCAAAUGGGACCACAUCUUCUACACCGGUAGCACGUCUGUCGGUCGUGUUGUGGCCGCCGCUGCUGCCAAGAACAUCACCCCUGUCACGCUUGAGCUUGGUGGAAAAUCACCUGUCGUUGUCGAUGGUGACAACACGGACCUCGAAAUUGCCGCAAAGCGAAUUUUGUGGGGUAAGCAGCAGAAUGCUGGUCAGAUUUGCGUUGCUCCCGAUCACAUUUAUGUUGCGCGUAAGCACCAGGAUGCUCUCGUUGCAGCAUUCAAGAAAGUCUACGCAGACUUCUGGCCCCACUCUAAGGGUGCUCUCGACUCCGCCUCUGAGAUCAGUCACAUGGUGAACGACAGCCACUACAAGCGUAUCCAAGGGCUUCUCAGCAACACCAAGGGCAGCAUCGCCGUCGGUGGUGGAUCGACAGGAGAAAUUUUGAGAAUCGAGCCUACCAUCGUGAAGGAUGUAGGUCUCCAGGACCCCCUGAUGGGAGAGGAGAUCUUCGGUCCCGUUCUUCCUAUUGUCCCUGUUGAGGAUAUCGAGGAGGCUAUUACUCUUAUCCAACGAGGCCCUACUCCUUUGGUACUUUACGUCUUCACCGACAGCGAGGUCACCAAGCACAAGUUCGUCCACAGGACCCAGAGCGGUCAACUCAUUCUCAACGACACUUUCGCUCAACUCGGUGUUUAUGAAAUACCAUUCGGUGGACAGGGUGACUCGGGCUACGGCUCUUACCUCGGGAAGCAUUCCUUCGACGCUUUCACCCAACGCCGAGGAUUUAUCAACGUUCCUCUUGCGGCUGAGCCUUACAUGGCUUUCCGAUACCCACCUUAUACGGAGGAGGCGUUCCAAGCGCUUACUCUGCAGGCUCAAAUGAAGAUCCCAGAGGCCUAAAAUCUAAGCGCACUCUUCCCCACUGCCGACGGUUCAGUGAUACCCUCUAUGAUGUGACGAAAUAGGAAAUAUUAAGGAAUGGGUUGUUUGUAUAUGGUGCCAGAAGUAAAAUAUCAUACUGUGUUUGUUUGUACCAGAAUAUGCGUUAAACGAUUGGAUGAAAAUGCGCCAGCUUGAUUUGAUUAUCGCGUU
Serpula lacrymans var. lacrymans S7.9 is the source of this 1756-nucleotide messenger RNA. RefSeq lists its product as uncharacterized. The record is from RefSeq and is a predicted model, not a curated record. Bases 128 to 1564 code for a protein of 478 amino acids. Gene Ontology annotation, molecular function: aldehyde dehydrogenase (NAD+) activity. Lineage: Eukaryota; Fungi; Basidiomycota; Agaricomycetes; Boletales; Serpulaceae. The transcript has 9 exons. Gene Ontology annotation, cellular component: cytoplasm. Gene Ontology annotation, biological process: aldehyde metabolic process.